CGCCCCCGCCUGUGCCGCGGCCCGCGACAAGAGCUGUGGCCCGCCACUCGCUGCCGUGGCAGGCGGCCGCCGGCAGCGCCGGGCGCCUUGCGCGCCCGUGCGGGCCAGUCCGGCCGGGCGUCAGUGGCCGCGGGCGGCCGCGCUGAGGGGCUGGCGUGGGGGGGGUGGGCGGCCAAUUUCCCUGACGACGGGAAAGCGCUCCUUGAGUUCCGGAGCAACGGCGGAGCCGUAGCGACGGGGCUGAGGUAGCCAGCCUAGAGCUGAGAACAUCAGCAGCGUACAGCAGGACGCGUCAUCGAUAAGCAACGUCUUGUUUUUUGUUUUACCACCUAUAUGUAUGUGCUUGUUCCGUCAAUACGCAACCUGCUUCAACAGUGGAAUAUAUUUAAUAUGGACUCUGCUAGUUGUGGUUGGAAUUGGAUCUGUUUACUUUCAUGCCACCCUCAGUUUCCUGGGCCAGAUGCUGGAUGAGCUGGCUAUUCUCUGGGUUCUGAUGUGUGCUCUGGCCAUGUGGUUCCCUAGGAGAUACCUGCCCAGAGUUUUUCGGAAUGACAGGAGCCGAUUUAAAGCUGCCGUAGGUGUCCUGUCUGGAGUUACUACCUGCCUCGCCUUCAUUAAGCCUGCCAUCAACAACAUCUCGCUAAUGACUCUGGGUGUUCCCUGCACAGCUUUGCUCAUUGCUGAGUUGAAGAGAUGUGAAAACCUGCGUGUGUACAAACUGGGUCUCUUUUCAGGUCUUUGGUGGAUGUUAGCACUUUUCUGCUGGAUCAGUGACAAAGUGUUUUGUGAGAUCUGGUCCUCAUUUAACUUCCCCUAUUUGCACUGUGUAUGGCACAUUUUGAUUUGCCUUGCGGCGUACCUGGGCUGUGUCUGCUUUGCUUACUUCGAUGCUGCCUCUGAGAUCCCUGAGCAGGGCCCUGUCAUAAAGUUCUGGCCCAGUGACAGAUGGGCAUUCAUUGGGGUUCCCUACGUCACCCUCCUCUGCGCACACAAGAAAUCACCUGUGAAGAUCACAUGAAGUUGGCCAUGGAAUGGGGAUGGAGUUUCAUCUUACAUUCCAGCACAGACAGUAUUUAAAUAAUGAUAAAUGAAUAGGGUUGUAUUUUAUCUUCUUCCUAAGAUAUGCAGCACUUCAGGUGUCAUAGAAAGAGGAGGUGAGUGUGUUCCUUCCUCUCUCUGGAGAGGAGAGAGGAAGCGGGAAGCAGGAGGCCCUUGAACACUAAAGUAACCACUAGCUUCUUUGGUUGGCUCUGUUUUGCACUGUGUUUUCAGUGUAGCAUUUCUCUUGCUAAAAGCUCUUUCCAAAUACCAGGGUCAAGGAAUUAUGUUUCUGCAGGAGGCCACCUCUGGUGCUUGCUUCAAUUCUUUUCUAACUUCUGGCUUAAGGCCUUCUUUGCGAAAGAAGCCGGUCCAAGGUGCCUACAUGCCAUCUUGUGUCCUUCUUAGCUCUGAUUUUGAUGUGGUUGCACAUGGCCACAAGAGUGUGCUCAAAGCACGUGCUCCUCCCAGCCCAGCGUCUAACACAGGGAGCCUGGCUGUGCAUCACAUCGGAUCACAGAGCAUGUGGUUGCUUCCCCAAGUACCACAGGAGACCAGUGCAAAGUGUUUGCAGCUGGGUAACUGGUUCAGUGUAGUUAGGCAGUGUAAAUGCGGGACUAGCUGACAGAACAUUCAGUCCCUAAAACUAAAUAGGAGUUCAAGGGUUUUGAAUUUUUCUGUAUUUCCACUGACCUGUGGACAUCUGUAUGCUGCAUAUUUCCCUCUUACAGAAAUGUCAUGGAAAUCCCUCUCUACCUCUACAGACAUGUUUGGUCUGAAUUUGGCAUUGAAGCUCACACAGAAGUGUGAACAUUAACUUCAGUGAGAGCUCAGGUCAGCAUGGAUUGACAGCGUCAUUAAACUAUAAAAGCUCGCAGGUGCCUAGCUGUAUGUCUGAUUUGAGAGUUAACUUCUCACAAAUGUAUUGCAAAGUAACAUGAACAAUAGUCCAGUGCUCUUCUAGUUAUACUUAGGAAAAAAGUAGAUAACAGCUUAAAAACCAAGCUGAAGACUUAGAUUUCAGUGAGCAAUGAAAUGUGACCUUGCAUUCAUACAAAAGACUGGUAGAUUCAAGUUUUCUGUUUAUUUUCAGCCUGUUUUGUAAAGAUAAGGGGUGUCUAGAUCAAUUUAGUUUUAAGGUUGUACUUUGGGGUUGAGGUUCAGGAAUGGCUAUGGUCCUUGCUGUGCAAUUUAUGCUACGUCUGUUUAAAAAAAAUGAUGCAAAGUGCAGGCAUGUUUUUCAAAUAUUAGCAAUUGUAGCUGCUAAUAGCUGCAGUGUUGGAGAAAAUAGGAUCUGCUUACAUUCCACCUAAUAUCAGAACUGUAAGUGGAUUAAGGCUUUGGAUGUACACUUUUGUUAAUAAGUGGUAUUUCCUUUUUGAAUAUUAGACCAAGAAAUACCAUUUCCUCUGUGCUUUGCUAAGAAGUCUCAUGUUGUACUUGUUCUUUGUCAAUGUGAAAAUGUAGUCUAUACAGUAUCAUCUUUAGGAAUGUGGCUUUUAACAAGAACUUCGGGGUGAAUUAACUUUCAAGCAUUGUAAAACCUUUCAGAUAACUUUUGUAUUCAAAUUUAUGCCUAGAAAACAAGAGCUAAGGUGUAUGCUGUUACACUUAAAGCAAAGUUAUUAGUGGAAGAUAUGACUGUCUUUUUGAGAACUUCAAAGCGAUUGACUGACAGAUCAUAAAAGCAGCAAAACCUGUCUGGUGGAACUAUGCAGAUUUGUACCACUUGCUAGUAGAUCUGUCUGAGAGAAAUGUGUUUUUUGGACACACAGUCAUAUAAUUCUUAUAAGAAACUUGUUUGUAAAAAUUCACACAGUAAUCUUUGUUACUCUUUGAAACACAGCUGUGUUUUCCUUCCUCUCUCUCUAAUUAUGAAAUGCUCAGUUUUAAACACUUCUCAGGUAUUAAAAGUCAUAUGAUUAGAUCGUUGUACAGAUAGGCUUGCUGGCUGGAACUCGGCUAAGGUUGCUGAUGCCUGACAUGGCCCUACUUUGAGUAAGAUUUUUCAAUAUUGUUUUCUAAAUUAUUAUGUUAUGGUAAAUAAGUUAUUUUCAGUAUUGCUUGGGAAAUUAGUAACUGCAGACAUAAUGUACUAUUCAAAAUGACUGGAGCCUUCCUACUUAAUAUUUUGUUUGAAAGCAACCUCUGAAUCAAAGGGCUCUAAUCAGCCUGCUGUCAACUACUGUUUUCUGCUCUGCAGAGUCUGACUGCUCACAAAGAAGUAAUUUUAUAAUUUAAAAAAUGGCAGUAGUGCAUUCAGCUAUUGCAGAGGUGAUUGAAUGCAGGUACAGGCCAAGAAUCAUCUCCUGUAUUUUUAUUAACUAACCUCUAACCUUUGUACUCUUCAUAGGAGAUUCUGUGAACAAAAGUCACUCACUAUCUGAUACUCAAAGCUCUGCUGUAGAACUGGUUGGGGGUAUUCCACUGCAACAGCAGCCCACCACUUUUAGAUAUAGCUACUGCACUUUACAUUAAAUUAAUAUUGACUUACAUGUUCUGACAAAAGCUAUGUUUAUUUCAAAAAAGAAAAAACAUGCAGUUUUCACCCAAUUCACAGCUUUACAAGUUGCACUUUGGACUAAGGCUCCAUUUCAUGAUUAACUUUAGUACCCAAAGAAGUAUGUGACUGGCAUACAGAGUGGUUUGUGCACUGCCCUGAUCAUGCAGAUGAAUAGACAUGCACACAAGUAGCUGUAUUAUGUUGGAGUAUAAAGUGAUAUAUAUGCACCCUUUAAAGCCCCAGAAUGCUUUCUUCUCUUGCUGGCAGGAAGCAAGUGGGCUCCUAGUCCUUGGGUUCAAUUAGUAUUUUAGCUUAAUUAGUGGGAUGCAAUAGUGUGUUGAGCAUAAUGUAGAUUCUGUAUAUUGGCGUGUGGUAUCCAUCAUUCCUUGAAUGUUAAACUUUAGGUUAUUUAGGAAAGGACAUUUAGCUCUCAGUGAUGGCAAACACUUGCCCAAUACACAGUCACUAAAAACUCAAUAAAUAGUAUGUAAGAGUGGUGUUGGGGUUUUUUUUCCAUCUCCAUUGAAGUCUGUAUACUGAAUGUUUGUGGAAUGCCUGUAGUACUUCACAACAUUAAAUUGCAUUCAGAAUAAA
This is a messenger RNA of Aquila chrysaetos chrysaetos, 4135 nucleotides long. RefSeq names its product alkaline ceramidase 2 (gene ACER2). Gene Ontology annotation, molecular function: hydrolase activity, acting on carbon-nitrogen (but not peptide) bonds, in linear amides. The transcript is spliced from 6 exons. The record is from RefSeq and is a predicted model, not a curated record. NCBI's taxonomy places the organism in Eukaryota, Metazoa, Chordata, Aves, Accipitriformes, Accipitridae. Gene Ontology annotation, cellular component: membrane. Gene Ontology annotation, biological process: ceramide metabolic process. The coding region runs from base 338 to 1018 and encodes 226 amino acids.